This is a messenger RNA of Epinephelus fuscoguttatus (brown-marbled grouper), 3444 nucleotides long. It is a transcript of the gene fancc, whose product is annotated as FA complementation group C. Lineage: Eukaryota; Metazoa; Chordata; Actinopteri; Perciformes; Serranidae. The record is from RefSeq and is a predicted model, not a curated record. Gene Ontology annotation, biological process: cellular response to oxidative stress; interstrand cross-link repair; nucleotide-excision repair. Gene Ontology annotation, cellular component: Fanconi anaemia nuclear complex.
GGAAGAGGGAAGUUCAGUUUGUUUACAUCGCGGGAGGAAAGCCUGUCGUGUUGUCUGAAGACAUACAUAAUGAAUGAAUACAGCUGACUUCUACUCUGUGAAGACUUCAGUUUGAUGUCUACACGUCUUAUUUACAUGAUCUUGCUUACGUCUUAAGUACAUUCACCUAGACAAGAAGCAGAAUGUCUCAGCUGCAGCCACUGAUCCAGCUCCAGCAAAUGACAGAGCCCCUGCUGCACAUCCAAGAGAUGCAGAUCUGGCUGGACAAAGCAGUGGCUUGGGGCCAGGCCGACAGCCCAGACACUCAGAGAGACACCUGCCUGCACUUGAGCAGACUGAGGGAUUUCCUCCAGCAACUCCUCACACACAUCAACAACAUGAACUCCACAACAGAGACCAUGAAGACGCUGCCCCUCUUAGGCCAGUUUCUUGGCCGACUCUGCUGGAACCCUUAUGUCACCGCUGAUGCUACAGGCAGAAGGCUGUUGUUCCAGUGCCUGUGGGGACUGUACUCAGAGCGUCCUGGCAAUGCUGUGGAAAGAAAAGCCAACCAGUGGAUACGGAAAGUGCUGUGUCAGCUUGCAACAGAAGACGACGAUGCUGCGGCACAGGCAGUAAUGAAGAGCAUGGGUGUACCACCUAAAGAGUACCAUCUAAAAGUUCUGAGAAAGAUGGUGGCACUGCUGCAGGAAAAUAUCGGGAAGAGCUGCAGUUCUUUUGGUGACAUAAAUCAGAGGUGUUCAUGUGACAACAUUCUGGCCACAUCAGAGGCUUGCAUCCCUCUGCUCACUUGUCCUGAGGCUGCUCCUCUCAUUGGUGCACUGCUGCAGCAGCCAGUGACUUGUGUCAGGGCAGCACUUAGUGAAGACUUCCUGGAUGCUCUGAGCUCUGCCUACUCCAGCCAAUGCUUGUCACUGGAGGAGCAGGCAGUGGUCUCUCUGUGGUAUCACAACCUGUCCAGCCUGGAAGAAGCAGUGCUCAGGUUGCUGGAGGAUGUGCUCACUAACGCAGGGUCUGCACCACAGAAGCUAGAGCAGCAAGUGGCACAGUCAAUGCUGCCUAAAGCCUGUGCUCAGCAUUGCUCCAUAUUCUUGGUUGUAAACGACAUCUUCAGGUCCGUCCUAAAGCAAGCUGAAGGGAACGAGUCCGUUAAGUAUCUCAUCCAAACCUUUACGGGGUGUUUCGUCAGGGAACUGGCACUGCUGCAACAUCAGACGAGUGUAUCUCUGAAGGCCUUGUUCCCACAGUCACCUCAGAGUCUGCUGGUUCCUCUGUUGACCCGGCCAUCAGAGAUGCCUCCGGAGGCUUGGAGACAUCAUCUGAACUGGCUCAGCGGCUCAUUACAGAGACUGACAGAGGAGGCAGAGGAGGGAGACGGAGACAGCAGCAGCAGCAGCCGCAGCACCAGGGGGCACCACAAAGUGUUUGAAGCCUGGUUCCUGCUGGUUCAGUGCGCCCACUGGGUGCAGGUGGCUGUCCAGGUGCUGGUGACAUCAGGGCCUGAGGACUGUGGCCCCCUCCUGUGGCUGCUGACCUUCUACUACCACCCCACCAACAGGGGGCACCAAAGAGCACAGCAGCUGGUAUGUGUCAGAGAAGUAUGGGACCACCUACGCUCCCUGUUCUUGGUCUCAGCUUGCCCUCUUCCUGUUGACCGGCUGCAGUCAUUGGUCACGCUGCUGUCAACACGACCUCAGCAAUCAUCACUGUCUCCAUUAUUGAUCCUCAACCUCGCAGUCAACUUUGCUGUUUUCGUCCAACAACCGCUGAGCGGAUCAACACAGAUUUUACAGACGGUGGUGGAUCGGUCUGGUUUGCUUGAUGAAGCAACGCGUCUUCUCAGCUCACUGGAGCUCAGACUGAAUGAAGGAAGCUGCUCAUCAAGCGAUGCUAACAGAGUUCAUCUCAGGAUCAAGGCACUUCACAACACACUAACACAUGCAUGCAGCAUCAGGCCCUGCCGAGAACCAGGCACACACGCUCACACACUCUAAAGCAGGUGAGAGCUCAUAUACACACACACACACACACACACACACACAUUAAUGCACAGAACCACACAGCAGUGAGUUCAUCCUCGGCUCAGGGUUUUUUCAGGGCACCUUUGCAGAAUGACAAAUAGCCAGCACGUUCUCUUGUGCAGAUAUGCUGCAGUGCAAUGACAGGAGUGUGUCAAAACAGCACAGCGAGGACAGAUUAUGUGGAGAGGCUACAAUUAUACGCACACACACACACAUAACGCAACUACAAGGCCCACAAGGACACUUGAGCAGUGACAGAUCACACUGCAAAGAAGCAGCAGCGCGUACAACAUGUCAAAGUCCUCCCACUCAUAUAAUUGUCUUACAAUAUAAAUCCUUCACAGCACACAUGCCGGCUGAAAGACAUUUAGGUUUGGGGGACAGGAAAAGCAAACGCCAGUUAUCUUUGCAUGAAUACUGUUUGUGUUCAGAUGUUAAUGUGUAAUGUGAUGUCACUUAUAUUUCUGUGUACAUUUCCUUUACUAUUGAUAAAGAUGUAGAAUGACUGUCCUUUUGUGUUUGAUCCAUGAUUUCAAGUGCAGACAUUUAAAAUUACCACUGGAGCCAGACAUUUGAGAAUAUCCUGCUUUAUGCAUCUACAACACACAAUACGACUACUGAUUGACUACUGCUGGAGCUUGACAGAAACAUAAACAGCAGCAUACUGUUUAUUUACAUUUCUUGUGCUGGCUAAGUAAAUGGUUUGGAUUUUUGGCAUCAUGCUGGAAAAUAUUUGUUUUCAGUCUGGUACACAAUGUACUUGUAAUCUGUGUACAGACUUGUUUUCCACCUUUAAAGGAACAGUGUGAAGGAGUAAGUGGCAUCUAUAGGUGAGGGCUGCAGACUGCAACCAGCUGAAACUUCUCCUGUGUGCUAAACAUGAACUCUGGGGUAGAUUUUCUGUAGUGUUCUUUGUUUAGUAGAUUUUGUUUCGCAGAUUAUAAACUAAAGAAAACACUUCUUACAUUAUAUUCAAUUUCUGCCAAUAUAUCCCCCUAAAUCCUACACACUGGACCUUUAAAGGUAAAAAAAAAAAAGUGGACUAAAUAUUGGAGUAAUUACCGGAGUUUAAUGGAAAGGGCAUGCCUUGUUUUGUAACAAACACUGCCAUCCUUAUUCAAUAAAUAUUUUGAAGUCAUAUUGAUACAGAUCUGAGUUUAAAUGAUUUGAUCUCUUGGAGGGAAACUGUAGUUUAGCAUCGCACAUUAGUACAGUUUGUGCAGGAACCUUUUUUCAAUACAGAAUCUAAUUGAAAUUUUCUUCCCUGGGUUUGUGAGCAAAAUAUACACUUGGAUUACACUCCUAACCUAAUACAUUACAUAACCAAUGUUUAGUUCACUUAUACAGAUGUUUAUGAAAUCUGAUAAGUUAAUCUGGUUUAGAUAUUUAUACCUAGUUCCGUAUAAAACCAGUAUAAUAGGCA